AUAACUAAAAGUGCUGUGCAGAUCAGAUUUAUUGACUGUUUUUUGACACCUUGAGGAGGUGUAGUGAAAGCCGUUGAGCCGUUGAGCAGACUCGUGGAAUCGCAGCAAAUUGGCGCCACUUGUUGUCAGCAUGUCCAGCCACGAGGAGGAUGACCAUGAGCAUGAGCACGAGCACGGCGACGAUGUCGAGGAGCAAGAGAUACAUGUGGACGUUGACUCCGAUUCGCGGAUGUCAUGCGGCAGCGGCUCCGAUGUGGAUAUGGAUAAUGGCAGCUGUUACGAUGAGUCGGAAACGCCAUUGAGUGAGUCGCUGCAGUCGGAGCAGACGCGAUCCUCGUCCAGCGAGAACCUUCCCUUCAGCAUAUCACGCCUGCUAUCCAAACCCUUCGAGACGAACAACAACCACAGCAUCAGCCUCAGCCUCAGUCACAGCCACCAGCACAGCAGCAGCCCCGGCUCCAGCAGCAACAAUAACAACAACAAUAACAACAACAAUCAUGGGGAGAAGGGCGAGGAGAAGGAGCUACUCCAGGUGGAGGACCAUGAGCUGGCGGCCUACAAGCUGGCCACCAGCAUCGCCAACUCCACGUACGGAAGUGCCGCGGCCCUCUACUCAUAUCCCCAUCUGUAUCCAUCGGCAGCGGCAGCAGCCGCCGGCCAUGUGCUACGUGUGCCGCCCCAGAGGACGCCACUGACGUGGGCCCUGCCACCGCUGCACCAUGCGGCGUUGGCCCAUCAGGCGGUCAAGGAUCGACUGGCAGCUGCCUUCCCCAUUGCCCGACGGAUUGGACAUCCCUACCAGAAUCGCACGCCACCAAAGCGGAAAAAGCCACGCACAUCCUUCACGCGCAUCCAGGUGGCCGAGCUGGAGAAGCGCUUCCACAAGCAAAAGUAUCUGGCCUCCGCGGAGCGAGCGGCUCUGGCGCGGGGCCUCAAGAUGACCGAUGCUCAGGUGAAGACGUGGUUCCAGAAUCGACGCACCAAAUGGAGACGCCAGACAGCCGAAGAACGCGAGGCUGAGCGGCAGGCUGCCAAUCGCCUGAUGCUUUCGCUGCAGGCGGAGGCCAUUAGCAAGGGCUUUGCCCCACCGUCGGCUCCACUGAGCUCCCAGGGCGGCAUCAAUGGCGCGCCCCUGGCAGCGUUGCACGGCCUGCAGCCGUGGGCAGAGGCAUCGCAUGCGGCGGGCUGCUAA
Molecule: messenger RNA, 1192 nt
Organism: Drosophila obscura
Lineage: Eukaryota; Metazoa; Arthropoda; Insecta; Diptera; Drosophilidae
Gene: C15
Product: T-cell leukemia homeobox protein 3
Exons: 4
Coding region: 131-1192 (353 amino acids)
Biological process (GO): regulation of transcription by RNA polymerase II; animal organ development
Cellular component (GO): nucleus
Molecular function (GO): DNA-binding transcription factor activity, RNA polymerase II-specific; RNA polymerase II cis-regulatory region sequence-specific DNA binding
Source: RefSeq, a predicted model, not a curated record